Messenger RNA from Styela clava, 1133 nucleotides. RefSeq lists its product as uncharacterized. NCBI's taxonomy places the organism in Eukaryota, Metazoa, Chordata, Ascidiacea, Stolidobranchia, Styelidae. The record is from RefSeq and is a predicted model, not a curated record.
UAUCUAAGUUGAUAAUAAUGUCUACGGAUCUUCCAGUGACACUGACAUACAAUGCCACAAGUGCGAAUAUCACUAAUUCAACUGAGUUUGAUUUUACGUCGAUGCUGCUUACGUCAAAAGUUGUGAAUGGAUUGUUGCUUUUAAUGUCCAUAUGGAUGUUAUUAUCAAUGGUUAUUUAUGGUUCGAGAAAUAAAAAAUGGAGAAAAACUGCCGGUACGUCAAGCCUAAAUAGUGGUAUUAUUUAUCAAGCUUGCGUUGUUUCAAUUGCUUUACUCAUUCCAAGACUGUUAUUGAACAUUCUAAUAUUUCAUCUUCGCAACAUUGGAAAUGCUAUGGGAUGGUGUGAGCUGAUCACAGACAUAUCUGUUACACUUCGACUAAUUUCUAGGUAUUCAAUAUACUUGUUUCUCUGGCUACGACAGAGAAUACUUUACCAACACCCAUCGACGAGACAACUUGGUGGUACUCGUGUGAAUAUUGUAAGCUGGGCAUCACUUCUUGGGAUUCUGUUAACUUUUGUUGGACUAUUUUGUUACUCGGUAGCGCCUGCUUCGUACGAAUCCACACUACACGGCUGUGUGAACAUCCAACAAAGUCUUCCGUUCUUAGUAAUUGGAUAUAUGCUUGGGUUUUUGUUGAUUGUGGCUCAAUUACUAUUAUUGGGUUUAUUUAUCUAUCCAAUGGUAAAGAGCCGAUCUCUUCGACAACAAAGUAUUCGACAACAUUAUCGUUCAGAUGAAGAAUCAAACGACAUAAACCAACACCACAACAUUGGAAAAAACUUGAAUGUAUUAUGUUUUUGUUAUGGUAAAACAAUUUUCUGUAAAGAAAAUAAUCCUAUAGCUCAUACAGUACGACGUUCUGUAUUUUGUACUAUUAUAGCUGCAUUAUCGGAUAUCCUUGCAGCUGGGGUGGUGUUUGGCCUACCUCCACAAACUAUCCCGCGACCAAUACAAAAUGUUAUAUUCAGUACAAGCACAUUUAUAAAUAUUUUCUGUGCUUUAGCAACUUUCAAAAAGUAUUGGUCAAUGCUGAUAUCUCCUUGUGAUUCUUGCUGCACAAAAAGAAUUGAAAAUGUAAGAGGAGAUGAAACAUUGUCCCGUCAGAUGAGAACUUCGAGUCUUACAACCUAA